AUGUAUGGGCUGUAUGACUGCAGUGGCUACGGCGAGUUGGAACACCGCGUAGAGGUUAAGGUUAUAUACAGUCAGUUGCUGUUUAAUGAUACCGUGUGUCUAAGGAAAAUGAAUAAGAAUGCGUCGACGGUUUUUCUUGCCAUUAUUGGAAUAACAAAUGCAUUAUCAGCUGACAAAAGUUCAGUAGCCCCAAAGCGUGAGCCCGAUUCAGUAUUCUGUCACCCAUUAAUUAUAGGACACCGCGGUGCCAGUGGAUAUGUACCGGAGCACACCCUUGCAUCGUACGCUCUCGCGGUGUUCAUGGGUGCCGAUUACAUAGAACCUGACCUAGUCAUGACUAGGGACCACCAAUUGGUAGCUCGUCAUGAUAACGAAUUAGGUUUAACUACAGACGUCGCCAAGCGUCCCGAAUUCUCUUGCCGUCGUACCAAUAAAACCGUCGAUGGAAUAGAACUAACUGGUUGGUUCUCUGAAGAUUUCACUCUUGCAGAAUUGAAAACUUUACGCGUCAUCGAACGCAUUCCUGACAUCAGACCUGGAAAUGCUCGUCUAGAUGGUGCUUUACUAAUUCCCACCUUACAAGAAAUAAUUGACUUAGUCAAAGCAUUAGAAAUCAGUCAAAAAAGGGUUAUCGGACUCUAUCCGGAAAUCAAGCACAGCACUUAUUACCGCUCGCUUGGAUUAUCGAUGGAACAAAAACUUGUAGAUAUUUUACACCGAAAUAGUUAUAAAGAACGUAAUGAUCCAGUGUAUAUACAAUCUUUUGAAGUGAAUAAUUUAAAAGAAUUGAAAACUCUUACAGACCUUCGACUUUUGCAGUUAUUCGAGUCUGAUAAGUCACUUCAGCCAUUCGAUCAACUUCAACUUGGCACUAAUCUUACUUAUGGUCAAAUGGCUACACCAGAGGGUCUUCGUGAAGUAGCUACAUAUGCAUAUGCAGUUGGUCCAGAUAAGUCUUAUAUCAUACCUCGGGAUGAAAACAAUAACCUAGGGGAUGCAACAACUUUUGUGAGUGACGCUCACGCUGCUGGCUUAAAAGUACACCCAUAUACUUUCCGUGCUGAAAACAACUUCUUACCCAGUGAGUAUCAAACUAAAGAUAAAGUACCAACUGAAAUUGGUAACUUGGCAGCUGAAAUACAAGCAUACUUUGAUGCAGGAAUAGAUGGGUUAUUUUGUGAUCAACCUGAUAAACCAGCUCGUAUUCGAAACUGUUCCAGAUAG
Arctia plantaginis is the source of this 1224-nucleotide messenger RNA. The record is from the annotation of a GenBank genome assembly. Lineage: Eukaryota; Metazoa; Arthropoda; Insecta; Lepidoptera; Erebidae.